UUUUAGCAGGGGCCUCGGCUCCGCAACUGCCACUCCUCCUUGGGGUGUUGCACAAGUUUCGAGGUCACCGGCGACCCCCCCUAGCAGCGCCCCUGGCUCUGGCCCCCGUGAAGGAGGACGGGGCUUGUGUGUUGCAUACUUCUAAGGAGGCUGCAGCGGCAGCGGCGGCGGCGGCAGCGGCGGCGGCUCCAUCCCGCCCACCGGCCCUCCCUGCGCGGCAUGGCAGGUUACCUGAGUGAAUCGGACUUUGUGAUGGUGGAGGAGGGCUUCAGCACCGGAGACCUGCUGGAGGAGCUCACUCUGGCGGCCUCACAGGCCACCACGGGCGAGGUUGCUGCCUUCUUCGUGGCUGACCUGGGAGCCGUAGUGAGGAAACACUUCGGCUUUCUCAAGUGCCUGCCACGCGUCCGGCCCUUUUAUGCUGUCAAGUGCAACAGCUGCCCAGGCGUGCUGAAGGUCCUGGCCGAGUUGGGGCUGGGCUUCAGUUGUGCCAACCAGGCAGAGAUGGAGUUGGUCCAGCGUCUGGGCAUCCCCGCCAGUAAGAUCAUCUACGCCAACCCCUGUAAGCAAAUCGCACAGAUCAAGUACGCUGCGAAGCACGGGGUCCAGCUGCUGAGCUUCGACAACACCCUGGAGCUGGCAAAGGUGGUGAAGAGCCACCCCGGUGCCAAGUUGGUUCUGAGUAUCGCCACCACCGACUCCCACUCCCUGAGCCGCCUGAGCCUCAAGUUUGGUGCGUCCCUGAAAUCCUGCAGGCACCUGCUUGAGAACGCCAAGAAGAACCACGCAGAGGUGGUGGGGGUGAGUUUCCACGUUGGAAGUGACUGCCCCGACCCCCAGGCCUACGCCCAGUCCAUCGCAGAUGCCCGGCUCGUGUUCGAAAUGGCCACUGAGCUGGGCCACAGGAUGCACAUCCUGGACCUCGGUGGUGGCUUCCCUGGAGUGGAGGGGCCCAAAGUGAGAUUCGAAGAGAUUGCUUCUGUGAUCAGCUCAGCCUUGGACCUGUACUUCCCGGAGGGCUGCGGUGUGGACAUCCUUGCCAAGCUGGGGAGGUACUACGUGACCUCGGCCUUCACCUUGGCCAUCAGCAUCAUGGCCGGGAAGGAAGUUCUUCUGGACCAACCUGGCCGGGAGGAGGAAACCGGCUCCACCCCCAAGACCAUGGUGUACUACCUCCCGGAGGGCGUGUAUGGAAGCUUCAACUCAGUCCUGUUUGACAACACCUGCCCUAGCCCCAUCCCGCAGAAGAAACCAUCCUCAGAGCAGCCCCUGUUCAGCAGCAGCCUGUGGGGCCCGGCGCGCGAGGGCUGUGACUGCAUCGCGGAAGGCCUGUGGCUGCCUCAACUACGCGUAGGCGACUGGCUGGUCUUUGAGAACAUGGGCGCUUACACCCUGGGCACUGGCUCCCUCUUUGGAGGAGCCCAGGCCUGCCGCAUCACCUGUGCCAUGUCCCGGGUGACCUGGGAAGCGCUGCGAGGGCGGCUGCCGGCAGAACAGGAUGAGGGAGCUGACGGCGUGUGCAAGCCUCUGUCCUGUGGCUGGGAGAUCACAGACACCCUGUGUGUGGGCCCUGUCUUCACCCCAGCGAGCAUCAUGUGAGCGGGCCCCGUUCCCCCCAGAAGCCCAGCGGGGCCGCAGAGCUGCCUGUGGGAGAGGCAGGCAGGGCAUCCUCUGGCCAGGACUCUGGUGCCCACGCGGCCACCCCCCCACCGUGCUCUGCCCGUAGUGUUUCUGCCCUGUAAAUAGGACCAGUCUUACACUCGCUGUAGUUUCAAGUAUGCAACAUAAAUCCUGUCCCUUCUAGCCGUGUCCGCCUCCUCUGCAGCGCAAGCAGGUCGGUCAGCCAGGUGCUGGGUGUUCUCGGGGUGUCCCGGGGUCUCCUUCCCACCUUUGUAAAUAUGAAGCAAAUAAAUAUUUAGGUUUUUCAAUA
Sorex fumeus (smoky shrew) is the source of this 1930-nucleotide messenger RNA. It is a transcript of the gene AZIN2, whose product is annotated as antizyme inhibitor 2. Gene Ontology annotation, cellular component: cytoplasm. Gene Ontology annotation, biological process: positive regulation of catalytic activity; positive regulation of polyamine transmembrane transport; negative regulation of protein catabolic process. The transcript has 10 exons. The record is from RefSeq and is a predicted model, not a curated record. Bases 220 to 1599 code for a protein of 459 amino acids. NCBI's taxonomy places the organism in Eukaryota, Metazoa, Chordata, Mammalia, Eulipotyphla, Soricidae. Gene Ontology annotation, molecular function: ornithine decarboxylase activator activity; catalytic activity.